Emiliania huxleyi CCMP1516 is the source of this 954-nucleotide messenger RNA. RefSeq names its product acyl-CoA thioesterase II. The record is from RefSeq and is a predicted model, not a curated record. Gene Ontology annotation, biological process: fatty acid catabolic process; acyl-CoA metabolic process. The transcript is spliced from 4 exons. The coding region runs from base 1 to 954 and encodes 317 amino acids. NCBI's taxonomy places the organism in Eukaryota, Haptophyta, Isochrysidales, Noelaerhabdaceae. Gene Ontology annotation, molecular function: fatty acyl-CoA hydrolase activity.
AUGCUGUCCGCUCGCGCCGCGCCCUCGCUGGUGCGAGCCGCCCGCCUCUGCACUGCCGCGACUCGCCGCGUCACUGCGGACGCGCUCGUGCGGCACGUCGACGUCUCGCCCGUCGCAGAGACGAGCACCGCGUUUGUGGGCCGGUCGGUCGACCUCGGGUGGGGCAGAGUGUACGGCGGCCAGACGAUGGCACAGGCGCUCGCCGCUUGCCAGAAGCUUGUCGGCGGCGACUUCUCCGUCCACCAGCUGAGCUGCCACUUUCUCCGCGGCGGCGACGUGUCGGCUGACAUCCGAUUCGACUGCGAGGUGCUCUCCCACGGUCGCUCCUUCUCCGCCAUCGCCGUGCGGGCGUCGCAGGAGGGCGCGCCGAUCCUCGCCAUGACGGCGAGCUUCCAGCGAGCCGAGCGAGGCCUCGAGCACCAGGACGGCCUUGGCCCGCUCGCUCGUGGCCUCCCGGCGCCGGAGGAUCUUCGCGCGCCGGAGGAUCUUCCGACCCUCGCCGACCGCUUCGCGCCGCACCUGGCAAAGGUGCCGCCGCGGCUGCGGCAGCUGUACAGCGCCGAGGCCAACCCGCUCGACCUGCGGCCUUGCGAGUUUGUGGCGCCCUGGGACGAGAGCGUGCGCGCGCCGCGGCAGGCGGUGUGGGCCGUCCACCAGCGGCUGCUCACCUACUUCACGGACUGGGCGCUGCUCGGCACCGCACUGCAGCCCCACCCGACGGCGAUGUGGAGGCGAGAGCUGCAGGCCGCCUCGUUGUCGCACUCGGUCACCUUCCACCGCCCCUUCCGGAUGGACGCGUGGCUCUGCCACGUCAUGCGCUCGCCCUCCGCCUCGGGCGGCCGCGGCUUCGCGCUGGGCGAGGUGUGGAGCGAGGACGGCCGCCUCGUCGCCUCCACCUCCCAGGAGGGGCUGAUGAGAGUCCGCAGCACCGAGCGCGACCGGCCUGCGGGAUGA